Sclerotinia sclerotiorum 1980 UF-70 is the source of this 1845-nucleotide messenger RNA. RefSeq lists its product as hypothetical. Gene Ontology annotation, cellular component: cytosol; plasma membrane; cell projection. The record is from RefSeq and is a predicted model, not a curated record. Bases 1 to 1845 code for a protein of 614 amino acids. Gene Ontology annotation, molecular function: phosphatidylinositol-3,4,5-trisphosphate 3-phosphatase activity; protein tyrosine/serine/threonine phosphatase activity; protein tyrosine phosphatase activity. NCBI's taxonomy places the organism in Eukaryota, Fungi, Ascomycota, Leotiomycetes, Helotiales, Sclerotiniaceae. Gene Ontology annotation, biological process: cell motility; negative regulation of cell population proliferation; phosphatidylinositol dephosphorylation. The transcript is spliced from 2 exons.
AUGGCAUCACUCCUUCGACAAAUCGUCGCAGGUCCUCGUUCUCGACAUCCAGAAGCAGGACUUGAUCUCUGCUACGUAACACCAAAUAUAAUCGCGACUUCUGGUCCCAGCGGCACAUAUCCACAAAGAGCAUAUCGUAAUCCUCUCGAUCAACUCGUUACAUUCCUCGAUUAUAAACAUGGGAAGGAGGGAUGGAUGAUAUGGGAAUUCAGGGCAGAAGGGACGGGAUAUCCGGAUGAGGAGGUGAGGGGUAGAGUUAAACAUUGGCCGUGGCCGGAUCAUCAUCCGCCGCCGUUUAAAUUGGUGCCGGGGAUUGUAGGGGGUAUGAGGAACUGGUUGGAGGGAAGGGGAGAUGGGGAGGGGAAGGACAACAAAGAGGGUGGGAAGGUUGUGGUUGUGCAUUGUAAGGCUGGGAAGGGGAGAAGUGGGACGAUGGCUUGCAGUUAUUUGAUCGCGGAGUGUGGAUGGAAAGCUUCGGAAGCUCUUGCGCGAUUUACAGAAAGGAGAAUGAGACCCGGUUUUGGUCAAGGUGUUUCGAUACCGAGUCAGUUGAGAUGGAUUGGUUAUGUGGAUCGUUGGACAGCUUCUGGAAAACAUUACAUUGAUCGACAGAUUGAGAUUAUGGAGGUACAUGUUUGGGGAUUGAGAGAUGGUGUUAAGGUACAAGUUGAGGGAUAUGUUGAUGAAGGAAAAACCAUCAAAUUAUUCCACGUUUUUACAAAGAAAGAAAGAGUUGUAGUGGAAGGCAAUACACCUGGAAGUGGAGGAAUCAAGAAUUUAUUAUCUGAUAUGGCUGGAUUCGGGAUUCAAGAUAAAAUCGCGACAUCCAAAAACCCAGAUCGAAUCGAAGAACCAAAGAAUACAAAACCAAUACCACAAGCUUCGGAACCAAAUACCAGUGAAUCGGAAACGGAUACAGAAACUGGUGGUGGAGCUGUCAUUUUCAAACCUUCUACAAGAGUUAUUCUUCCAACUAGUGACGUUAAUAUCGAUUUCGAAAGACGGAAUAAAGCAUCUAUGGGAUGGACUAUGGUUACUGCUGUUGCUCAUGUAUGGUUUAAUGCAUAUUUCGAAGGAAAUGGACCCGAAAAUAAUGGUAAAGCAGCCGAAAGCGGGAUUUUCGAAAUUGAAUGGGACAAAAUGGAUGGAAUUAAAGGAUCUUCACGCAAAGGAACUCGAGCCCUAGAUAAACUAGCCGUAGUAUGGAAAGUUUAUGAUCCUGAACCUGGCCACGGUAAAAGCGAAAGUAUAAUUGAAGAACCUGAUGUCAAUGCUCCAGUUCCAGAAGUUCAAGCCGCAGAUUGGAAGGGAGAUAAUGAAAUCUCUCCUACUCAUGGUGAUAGGGAUUUAGGAUUGAGAACGGAAAGUCCGGUUAGUGCGGAAAUUAGCAAGGCGAGUAGUAUUAAUGAGGCUGAUAAGGAAAAGGAAGAAGAGAGAAAGAAUGAGGAGGAAGGUUUAAGGGUUUCAAGUCCGACAGGAGAAGAGGAUUUGGAGUUGGAUAUUGCAAAUUUACCGAAGCCGGAAAAGAAUGCUUCGGAACCAACUAUGGAAGCCCUUAACAAGGGACUUGAUACGGCGACUUCGACGACUUCGAAUGCUGAUGUUGAUGCGAGGAAAGUUGUAGGGAAUCAUGAUGGAAUGGGUGGAGUGGAGGGAAUGAAUGGAGGCAAUGGAAGCAAUGGAGUAGAUGGAAUAAAUGGUAUCAAUGAUAUCCCAAACGCACCAUCAACAUCCACAAUCUCAACAGCGGAUUUACCAGGUGGUGUACCAGAGGAUCAGAUGAAGAAUGCUAAGGGUCAUAAGUUGGGUCACUUGCAGAGUAUUAAGAAAACGAUUAAUUCUUAG